ACGAAUUUAAUACUGUGCAGUUUGAGUUUUGCUGUGUUAUAAAAUAUACUUCAUAUAAUUUUGUAAUUCAAUAAAAUGUUUCAGGACGGCAUAUGUGAUACUGCCGACAUUUUAAAUAACGUUCCUCCUAAAAAGACAAUUCAUGCUGACAAUGUAGACCUCUCUGACAAGUCAUUACAGGUGGAUAUUUCAGAUGCUCUUAGUGAAAAAGAUAAAGUGAAAUUCACUGUACAUACAACAACUACAUUACCUGAGUUUCAAAAACCAGAUAACUUAGUUGUAAGGCAACAUGAAGAAUUUGUAUGGUUACAUGACAGAUUUGAAGAAAAUGAAGAAUAUGCUGGCUAUAUCAUUCCACCUUGUCCACCACGACCAGAUUUUGAUGCAUCCCGUGAUAAGUUACAAAAACUUGGAGAGGGUGAGGGUAAUAUGACACGUGAGGAAUUUAACAAAAUGAAACAAGAACUGGAAGCUGAAUAUUUAGCAACAUUUAAAAAAACUGUUGCUAUGCAUGAAAUGUUUUUAACUAGAUUAGCACAUCAUCCAGUUUUUCGAAAUGAUCAUAAUUUAAGAGUGUUUUUGGAAUAUGAUCAAGAUCUUUGUGUAAGAGGGAAAAAUAAAAUGGAAAUGUUUGGUGGUCUGGUAAAAUCGUUUUCUACCACUACAGAUGAAUACUACUUAUCUGCAACUGUAAAAGAUGUAAAUGACUUUUUUGAUCAAGAAAUGUCAUUUUUACAAACUUAUCAUCAUAAUUUAAAAGAAGCAACAGCUCGUGCGGAUCGUCAAACUGCUAAACACAAAGAUGUAGCAGAUUCAUAUAUUAAAAUUUCCACAAAUCUCUUGCAAUUAGCUACCACUGAUACUGGUAAAUUGGAAAGAUUUUUAACAAAAAUUGCAGAAACGUUUGAAAAAUUAAGGAAAAUAGAGGGACGAGUAGCAUCUGAUGAAGAUUUAAAAUUAUCAGACACUCUUCGUUACUACAUGAGGGAUACCGCUGCAGCUAAACGGCUUUUGUUUAGAAGAUUGAAAGCUUUACACGCAUAUGAAUCUGCAAAUCGUGCUCUUGAAAAAGCUCGGGCCAAAAACAAAGAUGUUCAUGCUGCGGAACAAGCUCAAACAGAAGCAUGUGAGAAAUUUGAACAAAUGUCAGAAAAAGGAAAGGAGGAAUUAAUGGAUUUCAAGACAAGGAGAGUAUCUGCUUUUAGAAAGAACUUAAUUGAAUUAACAGAACUUGAAAUAAAACAUGCAAAAGCACACGCGGAAUCGCUCAAGAAAUGUUUGUCGGCUUUACGAGAAGAGUGAUCCAGUUUGAACAUUCUCAUUGCAAAGAU
Messenger RNA from Habropoda laboriosa, 1331 nucleotides. It is a transcript of the gene Snx6, whose product is annotated as sorting nexin-6. Gene Ontology annotation, molecular function: phosphatidylinositol binding. Bases 76 to 1302 code for a protein of 408 amino acids. Gene Ontology annotation, biological process: phagosome-lysosome fusion involved in apoptotic cell clearance. Lineage: Eukaryota; Metazoa; Arthropoda; Insecta; Hymenoptera; Apidae. The transcript has 9 exons. The record is from RefSeq and is a predicted model, not a curated record.